ACACACUGGGGCUUGUGUGUCAGUCAAAGGAAGGGAAAGAUCACGAGUUACAACAGAACACAGAGACUGUAGAAGGGAGACUAGUCUCUCUUUGUCUAGUAGUCAGAGAACCACAGUCUAGAACCAGAACCAGAGCCUAGCUGGGUUGUGAUGUGGACCCAAGGGGAAGACACCAACGCUGCAACCUCUGGUGGAGAAAGCAGUUGCUCCUCUGAAGAUGAAGGAGACAUUCAGUGUGAGAUUCUGGAGAAGCAGAGGGAUGAAGCCAAUCAGAAGCUAUCUGAGAUGGAGGAAGUAUCCUCUCAGCUGUUGAAGGAGAUGGAUGUUCUAGAGAUGCAGUUCCAGAUUGAACGCUCCUGUAGGGAAAGUGCAGAGGCCCUGGCUGUCAAGGUGACCAAAGACAACAAGGUUCUGAAGAGGAGGAGCCAGGCUCUGCUGCCAUUCAUCCCAGAGCUUCCUGAAAACCUGGAGGCUGACCUUGGGGUCGAUCCCGACCCUGAUGGGGACAGCGGGGAGGAUGCUGUGCUGCAAGGACAGGCCCAGAUAAGAGAACUGCAGGCCUCGGUGGACCAGCUGCUGGGGGAGAAGCUGCGGCUGUGUGAGCAGGUGGAGGCCCUGAGGGCAGAGCAGAACCAGCUCAAAGAACAGCUGGCCCUAGAGAUUGAUGAGAGAGAGGCCAUACUGAAGAAAGUCUUCAAACAGAACAAGACCAUGAAUAAGAUGAAGAGAGUGUCCCAGCUUGUGACAGAGGAGUUCACAGAGAUCAGUCAGAAACUGGAGCUGGAGCAGGGCCUCAGACAGCACGCAGAAGUCUUCGCCCACCAGGUGUUGGUGAAGCAGAAGCAAACCCAGAGACAGAGCAUGGUGCUGCAGCAGAGUUCAGAGACAAGUAUGCAGCUCCAACAGGCUCUGGAACAGGUGGCCCACAUCAACAGUACCUUACAGGACAUACAGCUCUACUACCGAAACCAGGUGAAGCAGACCCAGUGUGCUCUGGAGGAGAGCAGUGUUCUGUCUGAGCUGCAGAUUGUCAGAGGCCAGCUGGAGAGCAGUGAGAAGGAGAGGAGGGCCAUGGAGACCCAUCUAAGGGAGGCGCAGAUCACUGCCGCCCACCUCCAGGGAGAAGUGAAACAUCUCCAGGAUAGGCUGAAAGACCAGGUUUCCAAAGCUGACCAACCAGUGGAGGACAACUCAACCACUGCUGCUCCUCCUCCUCCUCCUCCUCCCCCUCCUCCUCCUCCUCCUCCUCCCCCUCCCCUGCCCCCAACUCCCUCCAGCACUGUUGUUGAUCAACUUGUCGUCCUGCGCAACAAGAGGAAGGAGUCCGUCAACAACACUGAUAAGAAUAAGCCAGAUCCUUCUGUGGACAUGAAGACCCGAGCGGUGGAUGAGAUGAUGGAGAGGAUAAAGAAAGGCAUCGUCCUGAGACCCACCCUGAGACCACAGCCUGGAUCAGAAGAUGACAGUGCCUGGAGGGACCAUAGGAGUGAGAAGAGAAAGUCAGCCGUGCUGGAUCUAAAAGGAAUGCUGGACACCAUGAAACGCCCAGGCCACAGGAGGGCGGGGUCACGGAAGAGGAUAAGCCGAAACGUAGGGGAGGCGGAGCUACAUCUGGUGCUACUGAGGAGGAGGCGGGCCAUGGGGGAUGGACAGGACACCCCCGGACCCUCCCCAACCCCCUCCCCAGCCCCUCCCACCACCAAAAUCCAAGGUCCCCAGCCGGGUGGCCCAGCAGCAGGUGCCCUUCUCUGCGCAGGAGAGCGUGGCAGCACCCCUGUGCUCAGGAGGCUCCAGCAGAACAGAGAGAAGAGGAACUCUCGUAUCAGAUCAUCAGAACUGAUCAUCUGCCAGGAGGAGAUCUGAGCCUUGGGGAAAGGGAUGAUUAGUGUUAGGAUACUGUUCCACAGCAUUUCCCAAACCUCUCCUGGAGUACCCCCAGCCAGUCAACUGAUUUGAUGUAUUCCAAGCACUGCUGACGUAAAUGUCAUCUUACCUUUAAUCAACAAACCCCUCAUUAGUUAAAUCAGCUGGCUUGUUUUGGAAUAUAUCAAAUGUGUGGACUAGCUAGGGGUACUGAAGGAGAGGUUUUGGGAACACUGUUGUAACAAUCAUAUUGAUGCACUGUAUAUUUUAAUAUAUAGAUUUAUAUGGUUAGUGCUGAGCGAUUAGGGCUUUUUGAGGUCAGUUCGGUUUCUAAAAAAAGAACCAAAUCUUCAAUUUGGGUUUAGCAUUAAAAUAUGUUUACAAUAAAUUAAUUGUUGGUUGAAUGCUGUAACAAAACAGAAUAAAUCAAAUGAUGGUAGUGAUGUCUCAUUACUAUCACUUAUAAGGCUCUAAUCUAAUUUAUUCACAUUACUUUACUUUAAAUAAAAAAUGUGUUAUGUUUAUUACAUACUCGUUUUCAGUA
Molecule: messenger RNA, 2407 nt
Organism: Oncorhynchus kisutch (coho salmon)
Lineage: Eukaryota; Metazoa; Chordata; Actinopteri; Salmoniformes; Salmonidae
Product: shootin-1-like
Exons: 17
Coding region: 151-1863 (570 amino acids)
Biological process (GO): neuron projection morphogenesis; positive regulation of neuron migration
Cellular component (GO): cell leading edge; axonal growth cone; cytoplasm
Source: RefSeq, a predicted model, not a curated record